Camelina sativa (false flax) is the source of this 1714-nucleotide messenger RNA. RefSeq names its product leucine-rich repeat extensin-like protein 7. The record is from RefSeq and is a predicted model, not a curated record. Gene Ontology annotation, molecular function: protein binding. Lineage: Eukaryota; Viridiplantae; Streptophyta; Magnoliopsida; Brassicales; Brassicaceae.
UUGAACACAAACAGUAAACUUAACAAAACAAAGGCAAAUGUGACAUAACUACACAAGGAACAAAUCAGACCUCUUUUUGAUAAUCUUGUCCCCCCUUCCUCAUAUCAUCAAUGAUUCUUCAACCACAUUCACUCUGUUUUUCAUAAUCUCUUUCUCUCUCUCUCUCUCUCUCUCACACACACACACACACACACACAAUGACACAAUCCUCAUUAAUCCACUGAAACAAUCACUAUUCAUUCUCUUUCCUUAAGUGUCAACUCUUACAGAAAGCUACUUUGAAGAAAGAAGAAAAAAAAUGUCUAAGAAGAAGAAAGAGAACAACUUAAAGGUUCUCUGUUUCGUCCUGUUUUUGGGUGGUUUGAUUCAGACAGAUGCUUCUUUUGGAGUAGGAGGCGGUGUUGGAGUCGGAAUCGGUGGCGGCGGUGGUGUUUGGAUUGGCGGCGGAUACAACAACGGUGGUAACCGUAAUGCAGUUCCAGGAUCAGCUCAAAACAGUGUAGCUUACAAUGCACUCCAAGCUUGGAAGUCAGCGAUUACAGAGGAUCCAUCAGGUGUUCUUAAAACAUGGGUUGGAUCAGAUGUUUGUUCUUACAAAGGUGUGUUCUGUUCUGGCCAAAGUAUAACCUCCAUAGAUCUUAACCAUGCAAACCUCAAAGGCACACUUGUCAGAGACAUAGCUUUGCUCUCGGACCUCAACAUCCUCCAUCUCAACAGCAACAGAUUCUCAGACCAAAUCCCAGAUUCUUUCAAGAACUUAGUUUCACUUCAAGAACUUGACCUAAGCAACAACAUACUCUCAGGUCCUUUCCCUUUAGUCACACUCUACAUCCCAAAUCUGGUUUACCUCGAUCUCCGGUUCAACAGUUUCUCCGGUUUAAUCCCUGAAGAGCUUUUCAACAAACGGUUAGACGCGAUUCUCCUCAACAACAACCAAUUCGCCGGAGAAAUCCCAAGGAACCUCGGGAAUUCUCCGGCUUCGGUGAUCAAUCUCGCAAACAACAGAUUCUCCGGCGAAAUCCCGACGAGUUUUGGCCUCACGGGAUCGAGGGUGAAGGAAGUUUUGCUCUUGAAUAACCAGUUAACCGGUUGUAUACCGGAAUCUGUUAGUAUGUUCUCUGAGAUCCAAGUCUUUGACGUAAGCUACAAUUCAUUGAUGGGUCAUGUCCCAGAGACCAUCUCUUGCUUGUCGGCGAUUGAAAUUUUGAAUCUUGCCCACAAUAAAUUCUCCGGCGAGGUUCCUGAUUUGGUCUGUUCGUUGAGGAGUUUGAUUAAUCUCACUGUUUCUUUCAACUUCUUCUCUGGGUUCAGCUCUCAAUGUUAUUCCAGGAUUAGUUUCGGGUUUGAUUUCGUCGGUAAUUGUAUCCCCGGGAGGAACUCGCAGCGGCCUCAGCCGGAUUGUUCUGGUUAUUCCGGCGGUGCUAUGAGCUGUUUUAGGAUUCCGACGCAGCCUUUGGCUUGUGCUGCAAGAAGUGUUGGAUUGAAAGAGGGUAACGAUCAGUACACUUCAUCUCUUCCAUAAUAGUUUAGAUUUUGAUCCUAGAAGCUUUUUAUAUGCGUAAAGAUGUAUCCUUUUUGUGACUUGAUUAGUUAAUUAGUAAGCAGUUCAUUGUUAAGCUAGUUCGAUGCUUCUGUGUAGUCGAAUUGUGCUAAUGUCUUCUUUUUUGUAAAAUAAAAUCUAACAUAAGAAUAAGAUGCCAUUAUAUGUAAAUUA